Diplodia corticola is the source of this 627-nucleotide messenger RNA. Its product is annotated as l d-transpeptidase catalytic cell wall binding repeat. The record is from RefSeq and is a predicted model, not a curated record. Lineage: Eukaryota; Fungi; Ascomycota; Dothideomycetes; Botryosphaeriales; Botryosphaeriaceae. Bases 1 to 627 code for a protein of 208 amino acids. The transcript has a single exon.
AUGGAUCCCGACCGCGCCUUGUACGCGACGCUGGGUCUCACCGGAUUCGGUGCCGGCAACGGCCCCACCAGGAAGCGCAGAGUCGACGAGGCUUUCACUGAGCUCAAUGCCAAUUCCUUCAACCCUGACGCGUCUGGCAGCAACUCGGUGCCCAUGGGUCCCCGCCGCAAGAGCAGCAACAGCGCCACGCCCGAUGACCAGCCUGAGCCGUCCGGCGCAAGCUCCUCCGCUCAGCACGUUGGAGGCCCUGCAGGUGCAGACGCGACGCCUACACCGCUCGCUGCCACCUCGGCGAAUCAGGAUCCUGCAUCAGAUGCUGCGAGUGCCGCCGACCCGACCGCAGGCAUGAAGGCGAGCGAGGCCAGGAAGUAUUGGAAAAAGAUGAAGAAGGAUCAACAGGCUCCAGCUAGCGCUGGUCUAGCCGACUUCCUCGCCUACGGCCAAUCACUUCCCGUACCACCCCCGCCGCCAGCUCGCCCUACCGAGAUCCCAAAGGAAACUUCCACCCUUCCUGCUGACUCGACUCAACCGGCAGACUAUGAGAGGACGGCCACCGGCGAUGUUGCCUACUUUCUGCCGAGUUUCAUUGAAGAUCCGUGGAGCAGAUUGUUGUCUAGCCAAUCCUGA